Molecule: messenger RNA, 1595 nt
Organism: Perognathus longimembris pacificus (Pacific pocket mouse)
Lineage: Eukaryota; Metazoa; Chordata; Mammalia; Rodentia; Heteromyidae
Gene: Olfm1
Product: olfactomedin 1
Biological process (GO): signal transduction
Source: RefSeq, a predicted model, not a curated record
GCCUGAGGCCGCCCGGGGCGCGCGGGAGCCGGCGCGGGCUGCGCGCGGGCGCCCGGGGCCUCCGGAGGCGCGAUGUCGGUGCCGCUGCUGAAGAUCGGGGUCGUGCUGAGCACCAUGGCCAUGAUCACCAACUGGAUGUCCCAGACGCUGCCCUCGCUGGUGGGGCUCAACACCACCAGGCUCUCGGCGGCCAGCGGCGGGACGCUGGACCGCAGCACCGGCGUGCUGCCCACCAACCCCGAGGAGAGCUGGCAGGUGUACAGCUCUGCCCAGGACAGCGAGGGCAGGUGUAUCUGCACCGUGGUGGCCCCCCAGCAGACCAUGUGUUCGCGGGAUGCCCGCACGAAGCAGCUGAGGCAGCUACUAGAGAAGGUGCAGAACAUGUCCCAGUCCAUUGAGGUCCUGGACAGGAGGACUCAGAGGGACCUGCAGUACGUGGAGAAGAUGGAGAACCAGAUGAAGGGGCUGGAGACCAAGUUCAAACAGGUGGAGGAGAGCCAUAAGCAGCACCUGGCCAGGCAGUUCAAGGCGAUUAAAGCGAAAAUGGAUGAACUUAGGCCUUUGAUACCUGUGUUGGAGGAGUACAAGGCCGAUGCCAAAUUGGUAUUGCAGUUUAAAGAGGAGGUCCAGAAUCUGACGUCAGUCCUUAACGAGCUGCAAGAGGAAAUUGGCGCCUAUGACUACGAUGAACUCCAGAGCAGAGUGUCCAAUCUUGAAGAAAGGCUCCGUGCAUGCAUGCAAAAACUAGCCUGCGGCAAGUUGACCGGCAUUAGUGACCCGGUAACGGUCAAGACCUCUGGCUCAAGGUUCGGGUCCUGGAUGACCGACCCGCUGGCCCCAGAAGGUGAUAACAGGGUCUGGUACAUGGACGGUUACCACAACAACCGCUUCGUGCGCGAGUACCGGUCCAUGGUGGACUUCAUGAACACGGACAAUUUCACCUCCCACCGCCUGCCGCACCUGUCGGGCACGGGGCAGGUGGUCUACAACGGCUCCAUCUACUUCAACAUUCAGAGCCACUUCAUCAUCAGGUUCGACCUGAAGACCGAGACGAUCCUCAAGACGCGCAGCCUGGACUACGCGGGCUACAACAACAUGUACCACUACGCCUGGGGCGGCCACUCGGACAUCGACCUCAUGGUGGACGAGAACGGGCUGUGGGCCGUCUACGCCACCAACCAGAACGCCGGCAACAUCGUCAUCAGCAAGCUGGACCCCGUCUCGCUGCAGAUCCUGCAGACCUGGAACACCAGCUACCCCAAGCGCAGCGCCGGCGAGGCCUUCAUCAUCUGCGGGACCCUCUACGUCACCAACGGCUACUCGGGGGGCACCAAGGUCCACUACGCCUACCAGACCAACGCCUCCACCUACGAGUACAUCGACAUCCCCUUCCAGAACAAAUACUCCCACAUCUCCAUGCUGGACUACAACCCCAAAGACCGCGCGCUGUACGCGUGGAACAACGGACAUCAGACCCUCUACAACGUCACCCUCUUCCACGUCAUCCGCUCGGACGAGUUGUAGCUCCUCCCCGCCUCCCCCCACCACCACCACCACCACCACCGGACGAGGGUCCCCCGGUCCUCGCGGGCUGA